AUGACUACACCCGUGGCAUUGUAUCAAUGCAGAUUAUGUUUAAAUAAAACUCCAAGUAGAGUAAACAUCUUUGGUGGAGACUUUCCCCGAAUGCUAGACGUAUUAACUUCCAUAAAGGUACAUGAAGAGGAUGGCUUACCAAAAUAUAGUUGUACAAAAUGUGCAAAAGAAGUUCAGAUGGCUUUGAUGGUUAAGAAACGAAUUAUAAAGGCACAUCAAUUGUUAUUAGAAGCUCUAAAAAAGAAAAGGGCAAUAUUUCAAAAAAUAGUGAUAACCCCUAUUGUUAAUAAAGUUGAUUCUUCAGUACCAAAAAAGACAAAAGUCACUAAACAAAAGGUAGUUGUAAAAAAAUCUAAACCAAUAAUAAAACAAAAUCAAAUUAAAAUCCGAUCUAAGUCACAAUUAUUUGAGAGCUCAAAAGAAGCAACAGCUAAUGAAGAUGCAAAUGAAGGAAGUGUAAAACAUGAAAUAAGUACUGAAGGAGUAGAAAAAACAGAUCAACAAAACAUACAUAAAGAAAAGGAAUCACUACAAGAGAUACUUGAUGAAGUCCAGAAACACUUCGAGAGCGCUGGCUUUACUUGUGAAACAUGUAAUUUAACCUUUUCAGACAAACCGACAUUCCAUCUUCACAGCUUAAAACACAAAAAAAGCAAAUGCCAUAUAUGCGGCCGAUUCAUUAGAUCAGACAACAUAAAAAAGCACAUCAUGUUGCAUACAGCAAGUCCGUCAAAAUGUUCUAUUUGUGGAGCAACGUGCAAAAAUAUAGAAAGUUUAAGAGGUCAUAUCUUUUAUCAACACAGAAGUAAAGCUGAACAAUACAUUUGUGAAGAAUGCGGUAAAACUUUCCGAGUCAAAUAUAAGUUUUUGUUGCAUAAGAAAAAAGCACAUAUGGGUCUAAGAAACUUUAAAUGUACUACAUGUGGAAAAGCGUUCUUUACCAACGGCAAUUUACUCACACAUGUCCGAAUGACUCAUGAAAAAUUGAGACCUCAUGUGUGUGAAUAUUGUGGUACUGGCUUUUCGUCUACUUAUGCCUUAAAAACUCAUAAAAGACAACAUACCAAUGAAAAACCGUUCGUUUGUGAUUACUGUUUAGAAGGUUUUAGACAACGGGUUUCGUUACGAUCCCAUUUGAAAUCAAAACAUGGGAUAGAGGAAGCCAAGGAAUUCUUUUGUAAAACGUGCGAGAAAGGCUUCGCUACAAAUUAUGCUUUGAGUAUACAUGAAAGAUUACACGAAACUCAGAAGUGUGAAGUUUGCUCAGAAAAUUUUGCUGGAGAUGAAUAUCUGACAAACCAUCUUAGAGAUGUCCAUCAUAUAGAAGUAGAGGUUGCACAAGAUACUUAA
Molecule: messenger RNA, 1350 nt
Organism: Diabrotica balteata
Lineage: Eukaryota; Metazoa; Arthropoda; Insecta; Coleoptera; Chrysomelidae
Source: the annotation of a GenBank genome assembly